AUGGCCGACGAAGACGUUCAAGCUUUGGUCGUAGACAACGGCUCCGGUAUGUGUAAAGCCGGUUUUGCCGGUGAUGACGCUCCCCGUGCCGUGUUCCCAUCCAUCGUAGGCCGUCCCAAACAUUUGGGUAUCAUGGUCGGCAUGGACCAGAAAGACGCUUACGUCGGUGACGAAGCUCAGUCAAAACGUGGUGUUUUGACGUUGAAAUAUCCCAUUGAACACGGUAUUGUGACGAACUGGGACGACAUGGAAAAGAUUUGGCACCACACUUUUUACAAUGAGCUUCGUGUGGCUCCGGAAGAACACCCGGUCUUGUUGACGGAAGCUCCCCUCAACCCUAAAGCAAAUCGGGAACGUAUGACACAAAUUAUGUUUGAGACCUUUAAUGUCCCGGCCAUGUAUGUAAACAUCCAAGCUGUCCUGUCGUUGUACGCAUCGGGUCGUACCACGGGUUGUGUGCUGGAUUCCGGUGAUGGUGUGUCCCACACUGUACCCAUUUACGAAGGGUACGCGUUACCCCAUGCCAUUGUGCGUCUGGAUCUCGCAGGUCGUGAUUUGACCGAUUACAUGAUGAAGAUUUUGACGGAACGUGGGUAUUCGUUUACUACGACAGCCGAACGAGAAAUUGUGCGUGAUAUUAAGGAGAAACUUACGUACAUUGCAUUGGAUUUUGAUCAAGAAAUGAAGACUGCUGCUGAAUCAUCGGGACUCGAAAAGAGUUACGAAUUGCCAGAUGGUAACGUCAUUGUCAUUGGCAAUGAACGUUUCCGUACCCCUGAGGUGCUGUUCCAACCGUCACUUAUUGGAAAAGAAGCAUCAGGUAUUCAUGACUGCACAUUCCAGACCAUCAUGAAGUGUGACGUUGAUAUCCGUAAGGAUUUGUACUGCAACAUUGUCCUGUCGGGUGGUACCACAAUGUACCCUGGUGUUGGUGAACGGAUGACGAAGGAACUUACGGCUCUUGCUCCGUCUACGAUGAAGAUCAAGGUGGUUGCCCCUCCUGAACGCAAGUACUCGGUGUGGAUUGGUGGUUCCAUCUUGUCGUCGUUAUCGACAUUCCAGCAGAUGUGGAUCUCGAAGGCCGAGUACGAUGAAUCGGGCCCGUCGAUCGUGCACCGCAAGUGUUUUUAA
Messenger RNA from Peronospora farinosa, 1131 nucleotides. The record is from the annotation of a GenBank genome assembly. Lineage: Eukaryota; Oomycota; Peronosporomycetes; Peronosporales; Peronosporaceae.